Molecule: messenger RNA, 1874 nt
Organism: Hibiscus syriacus
Lineage: Eukaryota; Viridiplantae; Streptophyta; Magnoliopsida; Malvales; Malvaceae
Product: protein DETOXIFICATION 41-like
Exons: 8
Coding region: 267-1778 (503 amino acids)
Biological process (GO): xenobiotic detoxification by transmembrane export across the plasma membrane
Cellular component (GO): vacuolar membrane
Molecular function (GO): xenobiotic transmembrane transporter activity; antiporter activity
Source: RefSeq, a predicted model, not a curated record
UAAUAUUAAAUUAGACUACCGUACAACAGAACUAUAAAAAACAUACGAGUUUACUUGUUUGAUGAACAAGAUGAAUGAUCUAUCCAAAUUAAUAUUUUAAUAACACAAAAAGAAAAUCUGUCAUUCUUACUCGGCCAAAAUCAAGGAAGGGUAGAUAAACAUGUGACCCAAUCACAUUAUAUAGUGCUACAUAGAGCAUCUGUAGUAACACAAAGUUGACCCAAAAAGGGCUUAGCCUGUGUAAUAUACUAUAACCGGAGCAUAGCAUGGGCUCGAUGGAGGAGCAGCAGCGGCAGUGGGACGAGCCUUUGUUACGAAUACCAGAUGUAUCGUCGGAUGCGAUCGAACGUGUGUUGGAAAACAGUGGCGGAGGAGGAAUGAGGUGGUGGGCUAGGGUGGUCGGAUGGGAGUCGAGGCUUUUGUGGGCGUUGUCCGGGGCGUCCAUAGUUGUCUCGGUCUUUAAUUACAUGCUGAGUUUCGUCACCUUAAUGUUCACCGGUCAUCUGGGUGCACUGGAGCUGGCUGGUGCCUCCAUUGCUAGUGUGGGGAUUCAAGGCCUUGCUUAUGGGAUAAUGUUGGGCAUGUCCAGCGCGGUGCAAACGGUGUGCGGCCAAGCAUUCGGUGCUAAGAAAUACGCAGCGAUGGGGAUCAUUUGCCAAAGAGCAAUGGUGUUGCACUUGGGAGCCGCACUGAUCCUCACAUUUAUCUACUGGUAUUCCUAUACCAUCCUUCAAGCAAUAGGUCAAUCCCAAGCCAUAGCCUCGCAGGGGCAAGUCUUCGCUCGAGGUUUAGUCCCUCAACUUUACGCAUUUGCCUUCAGCUGCCCCAUGCAGCGAUUCCUUCAAGCUCAGAACAUAGUCAACCCCUUGGCCUAUAUCUCUGUUGGGGUAUUCUUUCUGCACAUUCUUCUUACGUGGCUCGCCAUUGACGUCUUCGAAUUCGGCCUUCUCGGAGCAUCUUUGACUCUCAGUCUCUCAUGGUGGUUUCUCGCCGUUUUCACAGGGCUUUACAUCGGUUUAAGUCCUUGUUGCAAGGACACUUGGACUGGUUUGUCUUUCAAGGCUUUUAAUGGCAUUUGGCCUUAUUUCAAGCUUACUGCUUCUUCUGCUCUCAUGCUUUGCUUGGAGAUAUGGUACAACCAAGGACUGGUGCUCAUAUCUGGUCUUCUUCCCAACGCUGAAAUCGCCCUAGACUCCAUCACUAUAUGCAUGAAUUACUGGAACUGGGAUAUCAACUUUAUUCUAGGCCUUAGUGCAGCGGCCAGUGUUCGAGUGAGUAAUGAGCUCGGGGCAGGCCAUCCGAAGCUAACCAGAUUUUCAGUCAUAGUAGUGACCGCCACCAGCAUCUCCAUGAGUGUAGUCUUCACUGCAAUCGUUUUGGUAUUUCGGUCCGGAUUGAUCAAAGCUUUCUCGAGCGAUACCGAGGUUAUAAAAGCCGGUUCCAGUUUGAUCCCAUUGCUUGCCAUCUCCAUUUUCUUGAAUGGCAUUCAACCAAUUCUCUCAGGAGUCGCCAUUGGGAGUGGAUGGCAACAUAUUGUAGCUUAUGUCAACCUUACAACAUAUUACCUUAUUGGUCUUCCAAUUGGAUGCCUUCUUGGAUUCAAAACUAGUUUAGGAGUGGCAGGUAUAUGGUGGGGGAUGAUAAUUGGGGUUGUUCUACAAACAGCAACUCUAAUAGUCCUCACUGCAAGAACAAACUGGAAUAUGGAGGUUGAAAAAGCUUCUGAUCGCUUGAGGAAUUCUGCCAAUGAGGAGACAUUACAGUUGAUUAGUGAUUAGAGUCUAGAGAUAUCUCAUUAAUCAAGGAAUAUUAGGUCUAAUUAUUGUUUUGGUCCCUGCAUUAAGCUCAAAUUUGAGAUUUGGUUCUUGAAUUUU